Schistosoma rodhaini is the source of this 287-nucleotide messenger RNA. NCBI's taxonomy places the organism in Eukaryota, Metazoa, Platyhelminthes, Trematoda, Strigeidida, Schistosomatidae. The record is from the annotation of a GenBank genome assembly.
AUGACUAAGAUGUAUCUUGUGCAAAUUAUACUGGUGACAAUGUUGCUUUUGUUGAACACAGAAUACAGUCUAUCACUAAAGUGUUACACAUGCGCUUUCUGUUCAGUACCAUUUAAUCCACACUCACGACUAGUUAAUGAACAAGAUGAUUGUAGAUGGUGUGCAAAAAUUAAUAUAAAAGGUGUACCCUACCCAUUUAGACUCUGUGCAGCUGAUUGUGGAUAUGAUUACUGGAAAAAAAAUUUUAGUUCCUUUAGUUAUGAAUGUUGCCAAAAAGACUUAUGUAA